Molecule: messenger RNA, 1514 nt
Organism: Bombus pascuorum
Lineage: Eukaryota; Metazoa; Arthropoda; Insecta; Hymenoptera; Apidae
Gene: Prosalpha5
Product: proteasome subunit alpha type-5
Exons: 3
Coding region: 159-887 (242 amino acids)
Biological process (GO): proteasome-mediated ubiquitin-dependent protein catabolic process
Cellular component (GO): nucleus; proteasome core complex, alpha-subunit complex; proteasome core complex
Source: RefSeq, a predicted model, not a curated record
AAAAUUGUGUUUUAACAUCAGGGUUCCGAGAAUUAAAGAUACGUGUCUGUAUUUAUCCCCGCCAUUAAAUUCAAGUCUCUCCGUGACUAGCGUUUGUGACAGUCGGCUUAAACUUAUUAUUAAGCAAUUUUUAUUGUAAUAAUAAAACUAUCUCGAAGAUGUUUCUAACACGUUCUGAAUACGAUCAUGGUGUUAAUACCUUCUCCCCAGAAGGGAGGUUAUUCCAAGUUGAAUACGCCAUAGAAGCUAUAAAACUUGGUUCCACUGCCAUUGGAAUCGCAACAUCAGAGGGUGUUGUUUUAGUUGUGGAGAAACGUAUCACUUCCAGUUUAAUGGAACCCACAACCGUGGAAAAGAUUGUAGAAAUUGAUAAGCAUAUUGGAUGCGCCGCAUCAGGCUUAAUAGCUGACUCUAGGACCAUGAUCGAUCGUGCUAGAGUAGAAUGUCAAAAUCAUUGGUUCGUCUACAACGAAAGAAUGUCCGUGGAGUCAACGGCACAGGCUGUAUCUAACCUAGCUAUACAAUUUGGAGACAGCGACGACGAUGGUAGUGCCAUGUCAAGACCGUUUGGCGUAGCAAUGUUAUUUGCCGGUAUCGAUGAAAAAGGGCCUCAGUUGUAUCAUAUGGAUCCUUCUGGCACCUUUGUACAAUUCGAUGCUAAAGCCAUUGGAUCUGGAAGCGAAGGCGCGCAACAGAACCUCCAAGAAGUUUAUCAUAAGUCUAUGACGCUUAAAGAAGCGAUAAAAGCAGCUUUGGUUAUAUUGAAGCAAGUUAUGGAAGAGAAACUGAGUGAUAACAAUAUAGAAGUAAUGACGAUGACUCCCGAGCAACUGUUUCAUAUGUUUACAAAAGCUGAAUUACAGGAGGUGAUUACAGACAUUGCUUAAAAUUUAGGGCACUUAAAACAUGUUGAUUUUAUUGACAUGAAUACGUAUAUUUAUAUAUAGCGGAUAUGUGCUACGCGGGAGUUGUAUAUCCGAAAAUUACACAUACAUUUUUCAUUUAAAGAAUAUGAAAUUUCUACACGAUGAAAGAUUUUGUAUUUUCACCUUUUUUCAAAUCACCUGCAAAGAUAGUAAAUUAUAUAUUAUAUCUUUAAUCUUAUAUCAAAGAUUCCUUGAUACCAUUUCCUAAUUAUUUUUGUGUACGUGCAUUUGUUAAUGUCUUAACACGUUUUAAUUAAUUCUAAAUAUUACUAACGUUAAUAUAAUCGCAUAAAACAUAAUUCUUUUUAUAACUAUCCUUUUCAUAUCCUCAUCUUCGUAUAACAAAGCGAUUCACACGAUUUUUCUUUUUAACCUCCUAAUCUAGUUAAUUGAGAAUUUGCCUUCAUCGAGAGAAGAUUCAUUGCGGUCAAAAUCCAAUACCUCUGGUACAUUUCCAUCCCUUCCAUCUCUAUCCACCGUUGGGUGAAAAGAUCGCAGCAUGUAUUUUGGUGUUUGUAAUCUCCUAUCCUCGAAUUACGUUUCUAUCCUUACAAGGUAACACAUAAUAAAAUAUUUUUGUAGAUUUCA